Molecule: messenger RNA, 2368 nt
Organism: Anarrhichthys ocellatus (wolf-eel)
Lineage: Eukaryota; Metazoa; Chordata; Actinopteri; Perciformes; Anarhichadidae
Gene: ciarta
Product: circadian associated repressor of transcription a
Exons: 6
Coding region: 219-1238 (339 amino acids)
Biological process (GO): negative regulation of DNA-templated transcription; circadian regulation of gene expression
Cellular component (GO): nucleus
Molecular function (GO): RNA polymerase II cis-regulatory region sequence-specific DNA binding
Source: RefSeq, a predicted model, not a curated record
UGGGCUCCGUGGGUACUGGUCGAGCGGGCUUGAAAAUGUGACAAAGUAAACGAAACACGGGCGGAGAUAGCAGCACCAGGGCGGUACAGCGCGUGUGUACACUUCUACUGUUAGCGUUUUAACGUUACUUCUUUACGACUUGAAUUCGUUUGCUUCCUCUAAACGUUACCGUUUUGUUUUGACCGUUUUUGUGAAUCGAGUUCUGCUCCGACUAGAAGAUGAAUUCAUUGGGCAGUUCUUCCAAAUGGCCGUCUUAUGACUCGCUAAGCUCCACCUCUAGCCAUCUCUUGAGUGAGAGCGAGCCGACUGAGGAUGAAGCAGACGUCUUCUCAGAGGGAGAAGGCGACGGUGGAAUGAGAAAGAGUCUCCCCGGUGACAGCGGGAUCACACUCUCCGGAAAGUAUCUGGGUUUCCCGGCUCGUUCGGACCAGCUGCACUCAAGGUCCAAGAGCGAGCAGCCUGAUCGCUGCUCUGACGAUACCAAGCGUCCAGACCCAGCCUCCUCUCACGGAGCUGCCACGUUAGGCUCCUCUUCAGCGACACCCGGCGACCUGGCAUUCGCACAGAAAUGCGCAGAUUUGCGGAGGUUCAUCUGUCCUUUGGUGGAACUUCUACACGGGUUGAAGACCGGGCGAUUUGACAAAGGUCUAUCCAGUUUCCAGCAGAGUGUUGCCAUAGACAGAUUGCAGAGGAUUCUUGGAAUUCUCCAGAGGCCUGAAAUGGGGGAGAGAUACCUCCAAAACCUGCUGCAGAUAGAGAUGAUGCUCAAAAUAUGGUUCCCUCGGGUGGCAUUUCAGUCCACAGUUAAACCAAGCCAGACCAGCACUCCCAGUCUCCGACCACACUGGUGCCAAAACCAGCUCCACAUGCCAGUUAAGAAGAGAAAGCUGAGCUGGUCUGACCCUGAGGAACCCAGCAAAGUCCUAACAAAGCAGAAGCGCUGUCAACACGGAAAACAUGGGAGCUGCCAGGCUGCGACUCCACUUCCCACAGCUUCCACAUGUCUACCAGGAUCGCCUAAGAAGCAGAGAGCUCCAGAGGAAGGAACAGUUGAAGCUGAGCACGACUUUACAUACAGCACUGUCACUUUAAGCAGGCCCUUAUAUUCAAGUAGCACGAGAGAAAAUGAGAAUCGGAGUCAGUCUGAUAUUGCUCUGCCCAGCACUUGUGAAAGCCCGGCCACACAGGACAGCUCCGUGUCCUCCAGUGACAUCAUGACUACAACUUACUCGACUUAGCUGUCCUUAGAUGCCCUCGCUACCACAUGGAGGUGCCACUGCAUGAGUGAAGAGGGCGGACUUGAUUACAUAAGGAUAAAGUUUGACGCAGAGCCAGUCUGUGAUGGCUGCGAGGCAUGUAAAACAAGAUGAGGAGGAGGAGGAGUAAUGCAGUGGCACACUUGUUAACCCUUAACUCUCCGGUGUGUGUUUUUUUUUUUUUUUUUUAUAUUACACCAGAGUUAUUGCUCUACUGUGUAUUGUCUGUCUGUAAGAGUAUCACUUUUUGUAUACAUUGACUUUUACAAAGUUAAAACCAUGUUGGAAAUACUUUUCAUGUGUAAUGUUUUAAAGCAGUCCGUGCUCUGUUUUGUAUUUUUUCACAUCAUUGGAACGCACUUUGACAGUAAUAGUAUAGGAUUUCACAACACUUGUGAAAAACUUAUAUCGCUUUUAUAAAAGUGAGGAAACGCAGUUUAAGCUGAAAACAUUAGUCAGUUGUCCAUAAAAUAUUAUUUUCCAGCAGAAAUGCCCCAUAUUUGCUAGUUUCAGCUUCUUAUAUAAGAGGAACCAGUUUGAUUUUUUUUAGCCCUACUACACAGAUGAUUAAAAUGUAAUUUAGGGAAAGUUACAACUGUAUGUUGCCAGCUGACUGAUUGGAACAUAUGGUGGAGCAAAGGCGUUUACUUGAUGUUACAUUACAAAAUGUGCCAAACCAAACUGCAUUAUCAUAUCAUAUGCAACUUACUUCACUGUCACCACUUCUUUAUUUAUUACCACGUAACAAACAAACACACACAACAUUUUAGUUUCUAUGUAAAUAAGAAUAAAUGUAGUUGCACUUUUAGUUAAAGAGCAACAUGUUGCACAGGAAAUACCGCGAUCUGACUGAUCACUAAUGAUUGAGGCAGUUGAGGAAAUAUGAGCUCCGUGGCUAGAAGUUAACAUCAGUCAGUUACUCCAUCAGUCAGUGAGUGAAAACUUAACAUUUUAUUACACAAGUGAGAUUAAAGUGACUAUAUUUUUAUAUUUUAGAACAGGCAUAAUAUAUUUGAUCCCUUGUACAUUGGAAUGGAUUUACCUGCAUUUUGGAUGAUAAUUUGUUAACAUCAAAGAGUUGUGACAAUACUUAUUAAAGAUGUUGAAGAGGA